AUGUGGCACCAUCACGGACGCGGGGCCCGGCUCCCUCAGCACCAUCUGCUGCCAGGGGCUCCGCGGUCGCUACAUGACCAUCCUCAUCCCUGGCCGCGAGGACACCCUGGUGCUGUGCGAGGUCGAGGUGGUUCUUCAGGGCUGCCAACCCCUACCCGGAGCUCCCAACGUGGCCCGUGGCCGCGUCGUGGCCCAGUCGUCCACGUUGAACGGUCUUGGCUUGGCUGCCAACGCCGUGGAUGGGGACAGUGACCCCGAGGGGGAUGGUGGUUCCUGUGCUCACACCGAGAAGGAGCUGGAGCCGUGGUGCUGGGGGGUCACCCGGGACCCGGGCCCCGGUGCCACCCCCACCAUCUGCUGCCACGGGCUGGUUGGGCGCUACGUGUCCAUCGUCAUCCCCGGCCGCGAGGACUCCCUCGUCCUGUGUGAGGUGGAGGUGGCGACACGGGGCUGUGUCCCACCGCCCGGAGGUAAGAACCCCCCAGGGGCCACCAACCACCAGGAGACCACCCUCGGGGACUCCCUGGUUGGACACGGCAACAACAACCCCGUCUGUGAGACCAUCACGGACACGGGUCCUGGUGCCACCAGCACCAUCUGCUGCCAUGGGCGGGCUGGGCGCUACGUGACCAUCUCCAUCCAUGGCCGGGAGGAGCAGCUGAGCCUGUGCGAGGUGGAGGUGGUGGAGGAGGGUUGUGCCGUGUGGCCCGGUG
Messenger RNA from Nestor notabilis (Kea), 713 nucleotides. RefSeq lists its product as uncharacterized. The annotation marks the transcript as partial. The record is from RefSeq and is a predicted model, not a curated record. NCBI's taxonomy places the organism in Eukaryota, Metazoa, Chordata, Aves, Psittaciformes, Psittacidae. The transcript is spliced from 4 exons.